AUGAAAUUUAUUUUUUUUCUCUAUAUCAGGUUUGGACGAAGCGAUGUCGACGAUAAGCGAAGCUAUGGCAGGAAUUUCCUCAGAUUCGGCCGAGGAGGAGGCGACCACGAAGACGAAGAAAUUGAAUCCUUAUCGGCUGCCAAGAGGAACCGCAACUUUUUGCGUUUCGGACGCAGCCGCAACUUCUUGCGUUUCGGACGCAACCGCAACUUUUUGCGUUUCGGACGCAACCGCAACUUCUUGAGGUUUGGUCGAUCUGGUCCUGAAGACAUCGUUGGUCUCGAAGGCACUCCCAGCGAGGUCAUCCAUUUUCCCGCUCUAGAGGAACCAGCAGCGGAGGACGACGUCUUCCAAAGGGCUGCUCGUGGAAACAGAAACUUUUUAAGAUUCGGUCGUCAAUACAACAAGAAUUUCCUGCGAUUUGGAAGAUCUGCUGACUCUUCGAUCAGCUGUGAUGACUGUUGAGAAAGAUACGAUUCCAAGAAUCCUAUAGAUACGUAUAUAUCCCCUGCCUCUCGUCAUCUACUAGUGCCUGAUGGCGUAUUCAACAAAU
Messenger RNA from Macrobrachium nipponense, 553 nucleotides. Its product is annotated as FMRFamide neuropeptides-like. Lineage: Eukaryota; Metazoa; Arthropoda; Malacostraca; Decapoda; Palaemonidae. The coding region runs from base 1 to 465 and encodes 154 amino acids. The record is from RefSeq and is a predicted model, not a curated record. The transcript is spliced from 3 exons. Gene Ontology annotation, biological process: neuropeptide signaling pathway.